AUGCGAAAAGGUGUACGCCAAGUGCAUAAAAUUUUACAUGGAAAUUCUCAUGAGCAUAUUUCAUUAGCACCAACAAUUUCAGCUGCUGGAUCAUAUAUACCAUCUUUGAUUAUUUAUAAAGGAUACAUGCAUGAAGAACUUUUUCAAAUGUAUAUUAAUCAUUUUAUUAAUUCAAUUUCGUCUAUUCGUCCAGUUUUAUUAAUAUUGGAUGGUCAUAAAAGCCAUAUUAACUAUAUAAGUGUUGAUUUUUGUUGUCAAAAUGAAUAUAGUAAAUCAUGUGAUAGGUAUAGCAAUAAUAAUAAUGGUAUGAUAGUAAAAAAGCAUACCUUUGCGAAAGUUUUUGGACCUGCUUUUCUUGAAACUUAUACUCCAUUAGCAAUCUGUAAUACUUAUAAGGCAACCAGAAUAUGGCCAUUUAAUCCUAAUGCAAUUAGUCCAGAUCAGUUAGACCCUUCGUUAACAACUGAACAAUUUAAUUAUUCAGAGCAAUCAGCUGAAUUAAUUUUAGCAUUUCGACUAUCUUACCAACCAAAUCCUAUAAAAUUGAAUGUUAAAAAGUUAUAUGAUGAAAAUAUAAAGCUUAAAAAUGAAAACAAAUUAUUAAAAGAGAAACUGGAUACCUACAAAAAUCCUGAAAUAUGUAACUUAUGCUUGGCUUUUAAAUAUCCAGUUUCUCGUAAUGUGCAAGCUAAUAAUUUUCAAGAGCCUUCUAAAAACCAACUUGAAAUUCCAGAUUUUCCUUUACUUCCUCCUAAGAAAAAAAGAAAAAUACUUUCCUUUGCUCGACUUCUUACAAACGAAGAAACAGCUGAAAAGAAAGCUGCACAAAAACUUAACUUAGCACAAACAUUAGAAAAAAGGCAGAAAAAGGCUCAAUUGAAAAAUAAAAAAUAA
Funneliformis geosporum is the source of this 894-nucleotide messenger RNA. Lineage: Eukaryota; Fungi; Glomeromycota; Glomeromycetes; Glomerales; Glomeraceae. The record is from the annotation of a GenBank genome assembly.